GGUGUGGAAAGGGAUUGGGGCAGAGUGUCAUGGCAUCCUGCCUUCUCUCAAACCGGUCCUAUGACAGUCCCCUCCCUGUGCCUCAGUUUCCUCACUGAGAAAACGAGGAAGCUGACUGGGAAGAGUUUCCCAGCAUCCGAGGGCAGAUCCUGGGGGAGCGAAUACAUCAACACUUUAUUGUCUCAUCCAGGAAGCGGCCGGGGUCCCUGUGGCAAGCUGCCUGCUGAACUUGCAUUUGUUUAUUGGUUAACUGAGCACCCAGCUUGUGAAGGAACUGUUUGAGGCACUGGGGAUACCUCAGAGGGUGAAAUGGGCAAAGAUCCUGCCCCCAGGAGCUCACUUUGUAGCUCUGGGAUCUGAGGCCUCUGAGCCCCCACUUACUGGGGCUUGGGGCUUUGCUCAUGGACAAGGUGGAGGGCCAGGCCCUUCCAAGCUGGCUGUGGAGAAGGACUGAGGGCUGGGAGGAGAGAGGUGUGUGCUCCCCCAGCUUUGCCCCAACCUACCAGGUGACCUUGAGUGGGUCACACCCCUCUCUGGGCAUUAGUUUUUUCCUCACCCUCUAAGUGAACAACUGCAUGGGGGAGUAAACAGCACUGCUAAACUGAACAAAAUUAAGGCAAGUCUACCAAGAGGGCAGAAUAUGAAGGGUUAAGUAGGGAAAACUAAGAAUCCAGAGAACCUCAUUUCCUUUUCUUGUUGGAACUCUUUGUAAGCAUAUAAAAAUGUGAUCAGUUUAUGUUAAAUAUUAAGGUCUGCUUCCCACACAUGGACACAGUCAUUGACUUUUUUUUUUCAUUAGAAAAAAAAAAAAAUCUGUUCUCCAAUCCUGCUGUAUUUUCUUAAAAUUAAUAAUAAUGUUGUUAGGUGCCAUUAAGUCAAUUUCAACUCAUAGUGACCCCAUGUGAUAGAGUAGAACUGAAAACCCAACCUGCCAGCCUGGAGGGUGUCCACUGCUGGAAGCCUCACCCAGCCUUUCAUGGUUAAAUAUUAGCCACUCAUGCCCCCUCUUCUUGCCACUGCCGCCAGCCGCCUCCUCAGGGAGAUCAAGACAUAAACGCUAUUUUCAUUGGUCUCCCUCCAGGUCUGUGGCCUCGUGGCAGGGGCCUGAGCCGCUGGCACACCUCCUCUUUCCUUCUACCCAGAGCUGGGGCCUUGAGAGGCGAAGAUGGGGGUGGGCAACAUGAGGGAGUCCAGGGCUGGGGCUGGCUGCUGGGGUGGGGACUCCUGGGCCUUAGCUCCUCCUGGUGUUUUUCCUUGGUUACAUCAUACACAUGGCUCCCGACCCCUCCCAGUGGAGCUCAUGGCCUGGCUUAAUGAGCCCCACAGGAGCCUGUCUCAGGCACGAAGCCCCAGCCCUCCUGGCUUCUGAGGAGCAAAAGCAAUUCAGAGAAAUAGGGGUCGCCUCACUGCAUGGGGGCGCCAUUUCAGCCUCUGCCCUCAGACCCCUCAGAAGCAAAGAGAACAAGGCCCACCCUUCAUACCCAAUCCUGCUCACCCAGGCGUUUUUAAUUCUGAGCCUGCGCUCAUCCUAGAAUCCAGACUCUGUCCCCACAAAUCUCAGAGGGGGAAUGGAUUCUAGCAACAUAAACAGUGUUAUGGAUUAAAUCGUGUUCCCCCAAAACAAGCAUUGUGAACCCUAAGUCCUCUACCUCUCGUUAUAAUCCCAUUUGGGAAUGGGUUUUCUAACACACAGUGUAGGGUGUGUUUUAAGCCAAUCACCACCGAAAUAUAAAAAGAAUGGAUUAGGACAGAGGAGCAGGCAGAGAUGGGGGAAGAAAGAUGUCACACCACAUGAAGAUUGCCAAAGAACAGACGCUCAAAAGAGACAAGGACCUUCUGCCAGAGCCCACAGACAUAGAAAGCCUUCAUCAAGAGCCAGUGCCCUGAAUUCGGACUUCUAGCUUCCUGACUUGUGAGAAAAUAAAAUUGCGUUUUUGAAGUCCCCCACUCAUGGCAUUUCUGUUAUAGCCCCACGGAAACCAAACCUCAUAGUGACCCUACAGGACAGACCCAUAGGGUUUCCCAGGCUAUGAAUCUUUACGGAAGCAGACUGCCACAUCUUUCUCCCAUGGAGCACCUGGUGAAUUCAAACUGCCAACCUUUGGUUAGCAACCGAGCGUUUUAACCACCAUACCACCAGGGCUCCUCUGUUACAGCAGCGCCAGAUAACCAAGGCAAACAGACCCUGCUCACGGCUGGAUAGUACUUUAUAAUAUGCAAAGAGCUCCUAACCUUUAGAUGACGCUGUCUACUGCUACAUGGUCUAUUGUAUGAAAACACCAUAAUUUAUCUAUUUGUUUCCCUGUUUUAGGGCACAGAAAACCUUUGGAGGCCAUUGCUUAUUUUUACAAACCUGCCUCAACAUUAGUCUCAGAAGGAUUUGGCUGUGGUUGGAUUAGCUUGCUUAGUUCCCACACCAAGCCUGUGAGUGGGCAUUCAUGUCAUCCUCUCACAUCAUUUAUAGAUGAGGAAACUAAGGCUCAGAGAGGGCGAGUCACUUGCUCAAAGCUGCACAGCUCCAAUGUUCCAGAGGUGGGGAGUGAACCUGGGCUCUCCUGAUCCCAGAGCCCAGGGGCUCUCUCAGUCCCCACAUCAGCCCUUGUCCCUGAUGGGAUCCCCCAGAGAUCCUCUCAGCUCUGUCCCCGGCAGCCCUUCUUCCAUCCCCCCAGAACACUCUCUCCACAUGGGGCCUUUGGUCCCCACCCCCUCCAGCAAACUGGAGCACCCUCCACCGAGCUCCUCAGGGAGAAGGGGCCUGACAGGAAGGCCGGUUCAAGUUAGGAAAUUCUAGCCACGUGAGCAGCCCUGAGCCAGGGAUUCUGAGCACCCGGUGGCUUUAGGAGAAACUGAAACUUGGCUGGCUGGGGGCGGAGUGGCCACUGGGGGGUUUAAAAACCACCACUUCCUCUGGCUCCAGAGGGCACAGGGAGGUCACAGUGCUGAGGGACGCCCCAGAACCAGAGAGAGCUUCUGCUCUCCUUGACCAAGCCAUGCACCUCUGUAGGGGCGAUGGGCUGCUGGCCAGGACGGACCUUGAGGAGCAUCAGAGGCAGCUGAAGAGGAAGCAGAAGAACCAGGCAGCCGCCCAGCGCAGCCGGCAGAGGCACACGGACAAGGCAGACGCCCUGCACCAGCAGCACGAGUCGCUGGAAAAGCACAACCACACCCUCAGGAGGGAGAUCCGGGCCUUGCAGUCUGAGCUGGCGUGGUGGGGCCAGAUCCUGCACCUGCACGAGCGCCUGUGCCCGGUGGACGCCGCCUCCCUCUCAGCCCCGGGGCGCCCUGGGCCACACGGCUGCGUGGGGCAGCCCGACAUCUUCCAGACCCCAGCUUCCCCGCCUCCGGCUCGGCACAUCUCUCCAGCUCUGCAGCCUUACAAGCCCCCAGGCCUCCUUGCAUCCCCUCUGCCCUCACCGUCUGUGGGCCCUGAUGCAGUCCCUGUGCCUCCUGCCCAGUUAUCCACCAGCCCUGUCCCACCUCCCUCCUCCGCUUGCUCCAGCCUGCUGGGGCCUUCCUUGGAGCUCAGCACCCUCCUGUCCAGCCCCCCAGCCCCGACUGCCCCUCUGCAGCCCCUUGGUUGGGAGCACCCCGCUGGAGGGAAGCCGGAGUCCUCACCCCACAGCCCUUUGGUGCCUCUAGGGCUUGCCAGGCCGCAGAGCGGGGAGUACACGCCAGCGUCUGCCUUCUCCACAGCAAAUCGGCAAGGACUGGGUGUGGGUCUCAGGCCCUGCCCUCUCCCGGCCUUCCCUCUGCUCUCCUCUGCCCAAGUCCACUUCUAACCCUGCCCCUGGAGCCAGGCUGGCCCCUAAUGGGCUCAGGAAGCAGCCUCCGCACAUGGGUAUCCUCUUGGUCGUCAGCUCCCCAGGAUUUCACAGGGGAAAGCAGGGCUGUGGGACUGGCUGGUUGGGGUUGAACCCCUGCUGAGAAUUUGCAUGUCUGACAAGUUCCCAUGAGUUGCUGGUGGUGCUGGUUAGGGACCAGUUCUGAGAACCCCUGGUAGAGCAGUGGUUCUCAAAAUUUAUUAUACACAAGAAUCACCUGGGGAUCUUGUUAAACUGUAGAUCCUGAUUCAGUACAUCUGGAGUGGAAAUGCAAAUUCUCAGCAGGGGUUUGAAGUGGAGCUAACCGAUUGGAAGCCCUGGGGAAAAGCAAGCCUUUGAGCCUAUUCCUUUGGCUGGGCUGCCACCCCGGCUAUCUUAUUUCAGCCUUACUGCCCAGCUGCAGAGUCCAGAUUUUCACUCUAAUUUUCCAGAUAAGGAAACAGAGGCUGAGAGAAACCAGGUGACUUGUCCAAGGUCACACAACCUUUCUUGGGACCAGAAACACUGCCCUCUGCUCCCCCUUCUCCUGGAGGGAUCCUGGCCCAGGUGCCCUGAAGGUUGAAGUCCUGGAAACUGAGGCCAGUGAAGGAGGUUUAAGUGUCGGUAGUGGGGAGGGGCUCUCUUCUCCAGCCCUGCAGUCCGGAACUGCUGAGCUGGGGGCCUGUCCAGAGUUCAAAGUUGGGCAGGGAGGGGCCAAGGAGGAGCCCAGGUGUGGACUCUUCUCUUCCCCCAGCAGAGCAUUCUGUGCCAAGGGGGAUCUUGCUGACUAUGGGUUGGAGUGGGGAAAGGCCUGGAGCAGUCUCCCAGGAAUUUCUUCUGGGUUAAGAGGGCUGAGUACCCAUGGCCAUGCCAAGAAGUCUGGGGGAGAUCCUGCAAGAUCAGCUCUUCAGGCUAUUCCAGAACAGCUCCCUGCCCCAGGAAGGCUGUGGUGGUUGGGCUUCUGAGAACCCUUUGUGUCAGAACAAAAGGCAGGAGGAAAGAGUGAGGGAAGGGCAGGUGUCAGGUUGUUCUCAACCAAGCGCCAGGUUCACAGGCCUUUGUUUCGCCAGGCCUGUGUCUACUCCUGUACCCCCGCCCCGUCUUACCUCUUACCCUUGGACUCUCGGCAGUAACUCUCCCCUGCUGCUCCCAGCCUGGGCUGCCGGCAGGUGGAGGAAGAACAAGGGCUGCGACCAGGAGGGAACUCAGCUGUGAAGUCUGCUUAGAGAGGGGGGCUUCUCACUCAGGCUCCAGACGGGCACUCUCAGGGGGCUCGAGAUGGAAAAUCCCAGCUCUUUGCCUGGAUUUUCACACACAUGGAAGCAAGACACUAUGUUAGUAUUUAACACACUCCAUGAUGCCGAGCGCGAGCCUCAGCACAUAUGCUAUGGGAAAUAAAUUAAAAUGUUUUCCAAUUUUUUUUGCUUUGGCCAGUUGUUGAAAGCUCUGGGUAUAUGCUAUAAAGUUGAAACCAGAGAAUCUUUGAAAGAAGAGGGAAUAGUCUAGAAUUUUAGGGGUAGGUAACCCCUCAUGGAACCAUUGAGGCCCAAAGAUGGGAUGAACUUGCCCAGGGUCCCACAAGGUUAGGUGUGGUAGUUGCAGAAUUAUGGCAGGUGGCAGAGCCGGUGUCACCAGCAGGUUCAGGGGGAGCAGACUGGUGGGAGGGGAGCUAAGAAGCCAUUGAUGAGUGAAGGGCUGGAACCCAAGACAAGAGUCGACAUUAGGCACCUUGGACCAGGACUUCACAGAGGGUUGAAGAUACCAUGGUCUGGCUUGUGCCCAUAUACCCUAAAAUAUGCCAGGCACCAUGUGAAGUGUUUCAUUUGGAUUAACUCAGUGGUGCCUCCAAUAACUCUGUGAAGUAGAUGUUGUUGUCACCCCCAUAGUUCAGAAGGGGAAACUGAGGCCCAGAGGGGUUAAGAAACAAGCCCAAGGUCACAUAGCUAGGAAAUGGCUAGACUUGAUUCAACAGUCAGGAGCACUUAACCACAGGCAAUCCUGCCUUCUCUCUUGUACUCUCACUGUGGGACCUGGAUGGAGGGGCUGGCACAUGUUGAUAGAUAUGACCCCAGCGGGUAAAACUCUAAGCUCAAAAUAAAUAAGAGGGGCAAGUGAUUAAAUAAAUGUUGGUAUGCUCAUAGGAAGCUGUUAAGAAUAAAGAAUGCUUUGAGGCUGGGGACCGUAGUCUCGGGGGACAUCUAGGUCAGUUGGCAUAACAUAGUUUGUAAAGAAAAUGUUCUCCAUCCUACUUUGGUGAGUAGCAUCUGGGGUCUUAAAAGCUUGCAAGCGGCCUUCUAAGAUACAUCUAUUAAUCCCAUCCUGUCUGAAGCAAAGGAGAACAAAGAAAACCAAAGACAAACAAGGAAAAUAUUACCCCAAAGGACUAAAGGACCACAUGAACCACAGCCUCCACCAGCCUGAGUUCAUAAGAUCUAGAUGGUGCCCAGCUACCACCAACCACUCUGACAGGGAUCGUAAUAGAGGGUCCCAGACAGAGCAGGAGAAAAACAUAGAGCAAAAUUCAAAUUCACAAAAAAAGACCAGACUUACUGAUCUGACAGAGACUGGAGGAACCUCCAAGAUUAAGGCCCCUGGACACUUUGCUAACUCAGAACCGAAGCUACUCCCGAAGUUCACCUUUCAGCCAAGGUUAGAUAGGCCUGAAAAAUAAGCAAUAACACUUGAGGAAUGUGCUUCUUAGUUCAAUCAAAUAUGCAAGACCAAAUGGACAACUGCUGCCCAAAAGCAAGAUGAGAAGGCAGGAAGGGACAGGAAAACUGAAUGAAUGAAUGCGGGGAACCCAGGAUGGAAAGGGGGAGGUGCUGUUACAUUGCAGGAACUGCGACCAAAGUCACAAAACAAUGUCACAAAUUACACAAAACAAUAAAUUUUUGAAUGAGAAACUAAUUUGUGCUAUAAGCUUUCACCUAAAGCACUAUAUAUAUGUAUAUGAAGAAUGCUUUGAAGAAUAUUGAGGUGAGAGAACGCUUACACAGUAUUAAGCAAAAAAUAGAAUGUGCAAAAUUGUCGAUAUAGUUUGAUAUUAUGUUGGUUAAAAAUAUCAACAGAAUAAAAGGAGUAGGAAGAAAUGUAGAUUCUUGAGAAACGAUACGUGUUAAUAUCUGUGAAUCCCCAAAUUUGUAAACACAGCCUCCACUAUAGAUAGGCCUUCCACAUGACUGAAGAGAUCCUAGAAAUUUAUACCUAUUGCUGAGUAACAAAUUACUCCAAAACGUAGCAGCUUAAACAACAACAAACAUUUAUUAUCUCACAGUUUCAGUGGGUCAGGAAGCCAGAAGUUGAAGAAGAUAUUUCCACUCAUAUUCCACUGCCUAGAACAAAGUGUCUUGCCACGUCUAGCUGCAAGAGAGGCUGGGAAACAGUGUCUUAACUCUAGGUGGCCAUGUACCCACCUUAAACACGAGCUUCUCCUACUGAGGAAGGUACUGGGGGACAAUUAGUGGUAUCUAUUUUUUUUUUUUUAUGACUCUGAUGCACCUUUCUUGAUUUUAAACGAUGUUCUGUUCGAACAACUGACUCUUAGUCUAUGUACAGGUUCCUCAUGAGCACAAUUAAGUGUUCUGAAAUUCCUGUUCUUCGCAAUUGUCAUGGAUUGAAUUGCGUCCUCCAAAAAUAUGUGUAUCAAUUUGGCUAGGCCAUGAUUCCCAGUAUUGUGUGAUUGUCCAUCAUUUUGUCAUCUGAUAUGAUUUUCCUAUGUGUUAUAAAUGCUACAUCUGUGAUGUUAAUUAGGUGGGAUAGGUGGCAGUUAUGUUAACGAGGCAGGACUCAAUCUACAAGAUUGGAUUGUGUCUUGAGCCAAUUUCUUUUGAAAUACAAAAGAGAGAAGUGAGCAGAGAGACAGGGGGACCUCAUAGAACCAAGAAAGAAUGCCAGGAUCAGAGCACGACCUUUGGACCCAGGGUUUCUGCACUGAGAAGCUCCUAGUCCAAGGGAAGAUUGAUGACAAGGACCUUCCUCCAGAGUCAACAGAGAAAGCCUUCUCCUGGAGGUGAUGCCCUGAAUUUGGACUUCUAGCCUCCUAGACUGUGAGAGAAUAAUCUUCUGUUAAAGCCAUCUCAAUUGUGGUGUUUCUGUUAUAUCAGCAUUAGAUGACCAAGAAAUCGAAAGACGCUUUGCACUGGGAAAACCUGCUGCAAAAGGCCUCUUCAAAGUGUUGAAAAGCAAAGAUGUCGCCUUGAACACUAAGGUGUGCUUGACCCAAGCCAUGGUGUUUUCAAUUGCCUCAUAUGUGUGCAAAACCUGGACAAUGAAUAAGGAAGACCAAAGAAGAAUUAGCGCCUUUGAAUUGUGGUGUUGGUGAAGAAUAUUGAAUAUACCAUGGACUGUCAAAAGAAUGAAUAAAUAUGUCUUGGAAAAAGUGCAGCCAGAAUGCUCCUUAGAAGCAAGGAUGGCGAGACUGUAUCUCACAUACUUUGGACAUGUUAUCAGGAGAGCUCAAUUCCUGGAGAAGGACAUCGUGCUUGGUAAAGUAGAAAACAAACAAACAAACCCGUUGCCAUCAAGUCGAUACUGAGAAGCUCCUAGAUCAGGAGAAGGUUGAUGACAAGGACCUUUCCCCAGAGCUGACAGAGAGAGAGAGCCUUCCCCUGGAGCUGGCACCCUGAAUUCAGACUUCUAGCCUCCUAGACUGUGAGAGAAUACAUUUCUCUUUGUUAAAGCCAUCCACUUGUGGUAUUUCUGUUACAGCAGCACCAGAUGACUAAGACACUUCCUCACUCCUGAAUGCCCAGAAUCUAUCCUUCCUCUUCAAAUGCUUCUGCCUUCAGGAAACCUUCUAUGCUAUGAUCCUCCAAGGUAGAAAUGAUCUCCCUCUCCUCAGGGUCCUCAUCACACCCUACCUGUGCCUUUCACCAGCAUCUAUCAUUUCCCUUCUUGUUUGACUGUGCUUUCCUAUCUUCUCAUCUUUCUCAGUGACAGCACCCAGUCUGGCAUGUCGUGGGUACUUUUAAAUAGCCUAUGCAAUGGGCGACAUUACUGACUAAUUAGAAAGCGUGGGUUCAAGUUCCAGCUCCACUACCUCCUGGCUCAAUUUAUUCAAGGUUCGGUUUUCUCAUCUAGAAAAUGGGGAUUAAAAAAUGUACCCAUCUACUAUCCAUCUCUGAGCAUGUAUGUGAAUAUACAUAUAAUGCAUAUGUACAGAGGGGCCCUGGUGGAGCUGUGGUUAAGAGCUCAGCUGCUAACCAAAAGAUCAGGGUUUGAAUCCACCAGCUGCUCCUUGGAAACCUUAUGGGGCAGUUCUUCUCUGUCCUAUAGGGUCACUGUGAGUUGGAACCGACUCGACAGCCAUGGGGAUAUAUGUACAGAAGAGCCUUGAAAGAAAGUCCUGGCAAUCUACUUCCAAAAAAUCAGCCAUUGAAAACCCUAUGGAGCACAAUUCUACUGACACACAUGGGAUUACCAUGAGUCAGAAUUCACUUGACAGCAACUGGCUUCUGGUAUAUAACAUAGAUAUGUAUGUUAUAUAGCUGUGUGUAACAUAUAGGACAUCAUGCUUGGUAAAGUAGAGGGUCAGCAAAAAACAAUAAGACCUUCAACGAGAUGAUUGACACAGUGGGUGCAACAAUGGACUCAAGCAGAACACCUAUUGUGGGGAUGGUGCAGGACUGGGCAGUGUUUCGUUCUGUUGUACACAGGGUCUCUGUGAGUUGGAACUGACUCAACAGCACCUAACAAGAACAACAACAACUAUUUUAUGUAUAAUAGAAAAGCAUAUGUUCACCAAAAGACACGGAUGAGAAUGUUUAUAUCAGCAAUAUUCAGAAUAGUAGAAAACUGGAAACAACCCAAAUUCCCAUCAACAGUAGAAUAAAUAAACUGUGGAACAUGUCGCACAGUGGAAUGCUAUACAGCAACGGGAAUAAACAAACUACGACUCUCCGGGACAAUAUGAGAACACCUCACCAACAUAAUAUCGGGCUACAGGAGCCAGGCACAAAAGAAGAGACGACCUGUGUGAUUUCAUUUUAAUAAAAUUCAAAACUAGUCUAUCAUAUCACGGAAACCAUGAUGAUGGUUGCACAAGACGGGGCAAUGUAAUUAAUGUCACUGAAUUGUACAUGUAAGCAUGAUUGAAUUGGUAAAUGUUUUGUUAUACAUAUUUCUCACCAAAAAAAAAGAAAAAAGAAAAAGGCAGCGGAGGGGGAGAGGGAAGAGAGGCAAGGCGGGACAAGAGAGGGAAGGGUUGAAGCUCACACAGGCAGGUGGAGGCCCUGGGGAGAAGGCUGAGCAGUGAGACCACAAUGCUGGUCAGCAGGGGGGGUGUUUGCUCUUGCAUUGAAAGUGGCGCUCCGUGUUGUGCUGCAAUGGAGUCCCAUCUGUAAUCCCCAGGCCUUGCUAAAAGUCUUCUCUGCCCUCCCCCACAAAAGAAGUAUGCUUGAUUUCUCCUAUACCAAACAGUAACCCAUUAACCCAUUGCUGUUGUGUCAAUUCCGACUCAUAGCAACACUAUAGGACAGAGUAGAAGUUCCCCAUAGGGUUUCCAAGGCUGUCGUCUUUACAGGAGCAGACUGCCACAUCUUUCUCCUGCGGAGCGGUUCUUGGAUUCAAACCACCAACCUUUCGGUUAGCAGCUGAGCCUUUAACCACUACACCACCGGGGCUCCUUAUACUAAAUAAUAGAAUGAUGAAUUUUGCCAUUUCUUGUGUCUGUAAUAAAAUUGUAAAUAGAAAAUCUUCGAACUUAAUAAUGCCUAUAGUAGAUCAUGCAGGUUAGUAUAAAAUUUAACUCUCUUUGAAAGAAAAAAAAAAGGUCAAGGUAGUGGUUAUGGUUGGGAGACAGCACCUGCGAGGGGACUCCGGGCCCUUCUGGGAUGCCGAUAACGUUCUGUUCCUUGAUUUGUGUGGCGUGAACAUUCAGUGAGCUGUACGUUUAGGAUCUGUGCUCUUUUCUAUAUGUUUAAAGUACUUCAGUAAAAAAAAAAAAAGGCUUCACGUAAGAAGCAUAUCACAGCCUCUGGCACA
Molecule: messenger RNA, 10781 nt
Organism: Loxodonta africana (African savanna elephant)
Lineage: Eukaryota; Metazoa; Chordata; Mammalia; Proboscidea; Elephantidae
Gene: BATF2
Product: basic leucine zipper ATF-like transcription factor 2
Exons: 3
Coding region: 2991-3779 (262 amino acids)
Biological process (GO): regulation of transcription by RNA polymerase II
Cellular component (GO): nucleus
Molecular function (GO): DNA-binding transcription factor activity, RNA polymerase II-specific; RNA polymerase II cis-regulatory region sequence-specific DNA binding
Source: RefSeq, a predicted model, not a curated record